AUGGUAACAAAGACCGCCUCGACUGUGGUUCUCCACGCCGGCGAGCACCUAUUCAAGGUCGUCAACCACUCCCUCGUCAAAGGCAGCAAUACCCGUCUCACGUCCGCGCCCUUCCGCGUCGGCGGCCAUGACUGGGCUAUCCGCUACUACCCAAACGGCAACUCUAGGACCGUCGACGAUCAGUUCUCUUCGAUUUUUCUCAACUUGAUAAACACCGCCGGUGAUUCUGAGGUCACUGCGUACUACUCCUUCUGCAUACAGGACCCGGCACCGUCGGCCACAGGAGAGAAGCACAAAUUCGGCUACACCACAAAGUUUGCGCUGGUGGACGGUGGCAAUUGGGGUACAAACAAAUUUAUGAGUAAAUCUGACUUGAUUGCGUCGGGGUAUCUCCAGGAUGACUGUCUACUGAUCAAGUGCACGAUCACUGUUAUUGCCUCCAAGCUCACUAAAGACAUUGAGGACAACGAAAAUAGCAUCAUCAUUCCGCCCUCGGUCCUCGGCAAGGAUCUUGGCAAUCUUCUGGAGAACGGCCUUGAGGCGGACUUGACGCACGGCAAAGACGUUAGGGCUUCGCUCCCGUCCCGACUUCCUGCAAAAGAGAACAUGUAA
This is a messenger RNA of Lolium perenne, 612 nucleotides long. Lineage: Eukaryota; Viridiplantae; Streptophyta; Magnoliopsida; Poales; Poaceae. The record is from RefSeq and is a predicted model, not a curated record.